Molecule: messenger RNA, 1818 nt
Organism: Artibeus jamaicensis (Jamaican fruit-eating bat)
Lineage: Eukaryota; Metazoa; Chordata; Mammalia; Chiroptera; Phyllostomidae
Gene: NT5E
Product: 5'-nucleotidase ecto
Exons: 9
Coding region: 76-1797 (573 amino acids)
Biological process (GO): AMP catabolic process
Cellular component (GO): plasma membrane
Molecular function (GO): nucleotide binding; 5'-nucleotidase activity; metal ion binding
Source: RefSeq, a predicted model, not a curated record
CCUCAGUGCACUCCCCGCAGUCCGCCGCCGCUUGCUCAGCUCCCAGCACUCGCGCCCAGUCCAUGCGCCACAGCCAUGUGUCCCCGAGCCCCACCGGCGUUAGCGCCGCUGUUCCUAGCGCUGGGCGCGCUGCUGUGGCAGGCGGCCAGCGCCUGGGAACUCACCAUCCUGCACACCAACGACGUGCACAGCCGCCUGGAGCAGACCAGCGAGGACUCUAGCAAAUGCGUGAACCCCAGCCGCUGCGUGGGCGGCGUGGCGAGGCUGUACACCCAAGUGCAGCGGAUCCGCACUGCCGAGCCCCACGUCCUACUGCUUGACGCUGGCGACCAGUACCAGGGCACCAUCUGGUUCACCGUGUACAAGGGAGCGGAGGUGGCACACUUCAUGAACGCCCUGGGCUACGAUGCCAUGGCCCUGGGAAAUCAUGAAUUUGAUAAUGGUGCAGAAGGUCUGAUUGAUCCACUCCUCAAACAGGCCAAAUUUCCAAUUCUGAGUGCAAACAUUAAAGCGAAGGAGCCGCUAGCAUCUCAAAUAGCGAAUCUUUAUUUGCCAUAUAAAAACCUUUCUGUUGGUGGUGAAAUUGUGGGAAUUGUUGGAUACACCUCGAAAGAAACUCCUAUUCUCUCAAAUCCAGGACCGAAUUUAGUAUUUGAAGAUGAAAUCACUGCAUUGCAACAUCAAGUGGAUAAGCUAACCACUCUGAAGGUGAACAAAAUUAUUGCCCUGGGGCACUCUGGCUUCGAAAUGGACAAGCUCAUCGCUCAGAAGGUGAAGGGCGUGGACGUCGUGGUGGGAGGGCACUCCAACACGUUCCUCUACACAGGCAACCCACCUUCCAAAGAGAAGCCGGCUGGGAACUACCCAUUCAUAGUCACCUCCGAUGAUGGACGGAAGGUUCCUGUGGUCCAAGCCUAUGCUUUUGGCAAAUACUUAGGCUAUUUGAAGGUUGAGUUUGAUGUAAAAGGAAAUGUCAUCACUUCACAUGGAAAUCCCAUUCUUCUCAACAGCAGCAUUCCCGAAGAUCCAACCAUAAAAGCAGAAAUUAACAAAUGGCGGGUAAAAUUAGAUAAUUAUUCUUCCCAGGAACUGGGGAAGACCAUCGUCUACCUGGAUGGCUCCUCUCGGUCGUGCCGCUUUAAAGAAUGCAACAUGGGCAACCUGAUUUGCGAUGCAAUGAUUAACAACAACCUCAGACACUUGGAUGAAAUGUCCUGGAACCACGUGUCCAUGUGCAUUCUAAACGGUGGUGGCAUUCGGUCUCCCAUUGACGAGCAGAACAACGGCACCAUCACCUGGGAGAGCCUGACUGCUGUGUUACCCUUUGGAGGCACCUUUGACCUGGUCCGAUUAAAAGGCUCCACCCUGAAGAAGGCCUUUGAGCACAGCGUGCACCGCUAUGGCCAGUCCACCGGAGAGUUCCUGCAGGUGGGCGGAAUCCACGUGGUGUACGAUCUUUCCCGGAACCCCGGGGACAGGGUGGUCAAAUUAGACGGUCUUUGCACCCGGUGUCGAGUGCCCAGCUACGAGCCUCUCAGAAUGGAUGACGAAUAUAACGUGGUCCUCCCGAGCUUCCUCGCCAAAGGUGGAGAUGGAUUCCAGAUGAUAAAAGAAGAGGUGUUACAACACAACUCAGGUGACCAAGAUAUCAACGUGGUUUCUCAAUACAUCUCAAAAAUGAAAGUAAUUUAUCCAGGAGUUGAAGGUCGGAUCAUGUUUUCUGCAGGAAGUCGUUACCAUGGAAACAUUUUUCUAAUAUUUCUCUCAAUUUUGGCAACCAUCGUUUUGUACCAAUAAUUACAAACUCUCUCAUGUCAA